Molecule: messenger RNA, 676 nt
Organism: Telopea speciosissima
Lineage: Eukaryota; Viridiplantae; Streptophyta; Magnoliopsida; Proteales; Proteaceae
Product: polygalacturonase-1 non-catalytic subunit beta-like
Exons: 2
Coding region: 47-676 (209 amino acids)
Source: RefSeq, a predicted model, not a curated record
CCUCUAGAUUUCUAGGCAAGGGGGAUUGCCAUAUUUCCGGGAGUCAAUGGUGAAAGAGGGAGGUUUCAUUCCUGUCCCUGAUCUAAGGGACUCAAUGUCAUAUAAAUCAUUCUUGCCGCGAUCUCUGGCAUUAAAAACCCCAUUUUCCAUUGCUCGAAUUGAGGAAUUAAAGAAGCUUUUUGGUGUGAUAGAUAAAUCAAUUAUGGAUGAGUAUAUUCAAGAAACCCUUGAGACAUGUGAGAAUAGCCCCAUUCAAGAUCAGCAGAGUAGUUGCGCGAUUUCGGCUGAGGAUCUCAUCGAUUUUGUUGUUGAGAAAUUAGGGCACCAUGUAUGUGUAUGGAGUACUGAGAGUAUUGAAGGAUCUUAUGAGAAUGUCACAAUUGGAGCUGUAAAACUCAUCCAUGCAAACCUCUUUGAACCACCAGCCUUAUGUCAUAGUAUGCCAUUCUUAUAUCAAGUCUAUUAUUGUCAUGUUUUACAUAAAGUAAAAGUAUAUGCAGUUGAUAUACAUGCCCAGAAGAAACAGAAUCAUGCAAUCAUGGCAUGCCACUAUGACACAUCAACUUGGAAUCCAAACCAUAUCGCUUUUAAGCUUCUAGGUUUUGGCCCAGGCCUAAUUGAAGUUUGUCACUGGAUAAACCAGAAUGGACUAGUCUGGACAAAGACUAUUGGUUGA